Molecule: messenger RNA, 1384 nt
Organism: Salarias fasciatus (jewelled blenny)
Lineage: Eukaryota; Metazoa; Chordata; Actinopteri; Blenniiformes; Blenniidae
Product: CMRF35-like molecule 3
Exons: 4
Coding region: 14-658 (214 amino acids)
Cellular component (GO): plasma membrane
Molecular function (GO): transmembrane signaling receptor activity
Source: RefSeq, a predicted model, not a curated record
UUUCAUUCCCACCAUGAGGGCAGCGGGGAGUUUUGAUUGCUUCUCUAAAGCUUUCGUUGUCUGUUUUCUGUGGCUAAUGAAGCCCACGGUGGGCUCAUCUCGGCUGUCUGCUCCAGGGGCGGUGACUGGAGCGUACGGCGGAUCCGUGACGGUCUCCUGUCGCUACAGCCCCAGGUUCAAAGACAACACAAAGUACUGGUGCAGAGGGCCCGUGUAUGAGCUGUGUACCAUCGUGACAAAAACCUCCUGGGGCCAGCCUAAUGACAGAACCUCCAUCGUAGAUGAUAAGGAAUCAGAGGUCUUCACUGUCACCGUGACUUCACUUCAAGAGAGCGAUAAGGAUAUGUACUGGUGCGUUAUCUCAAGACCUGGGAGAAAUGUCUACGCCGGUGUCAGACUCCACCUCUCGCAUGCAGCAACCACAGUCACCACCACACACAUUAAUUCAUUACCGACACUGGAACAAGAUCAAAUAGGAUGGUGGAUGAUUCUACGAUGGAUUGUUUUUAUUUCAAUGUUGUGCUGCUUGGCUCUGGCACACAUUGCGGAGAGGAGGAUAAAGGCUGCGAGGGAAAUGCAGCUGCAACAACAGUUGGACCGUAAAAGCUUGAACAAUUAUGAAAUCAUGUCCAGUGACGCCACGGUGACCGAUUUAUGAACAUUUUCCACUCUUCGGACUAUUUCUUUCAGUGGACAUUCAUUAGAGCUGCAAGCUGAGCUGAGAAUAAACCAAGUGAAAAGUGGUGGAUUGCCACUUUUUUCUAAUAAAAAUUUAAAUGAUUAAAAACUAAUUUCAGUGUCAGGACUAAAGAUAACUUCUGAAUGGCCGAAACGUUUUAAGAAAGUGCCACCCUUGGAGAAUUCAGGCUGUUUCAUUUAAUUUAUUUGCAGAUCUUGUGUGGAAUACCAUGCUGGUUGAUUCCUUUUGCAAUUAACCUUCACUUUUUAUCUUUUCUCCACAUAAUCUUUCAUUGUUGGACUCAAAAGAUGAGCAAGUAAAAACACAACAAAACUGUCUCUUGCUUGAAUGCGGGGUUUAACUGUUUUGAUGGUUGGAUGAUGUUUCUGCGCCCCUCACAGAGCUGAAGACUCACAUUAAACUCACACAUCUGUAUCUCUCGGGAUACCUGCAGCUGAGAUGAAGUAUUAUGUAAACUGGCAAUUUCAAGUCACAAUCAAAAGUGAAUUACACUCUGAUUCCUGAGAAAAUGUUAUAUUUUAAAUUCUCGGCGAGAGGCGGGGAUGAUUAGUGAUCCUUGUCAAAUAGAUUUAAUUACCCUGGUGGUUGUAGCUCCAAGAAGUGGCGCAGUCACAGAUAUUUUGCUGUCAGACAUUGAAAGAAUAUGAAUCUUGCAGUCGUGGCAAAAAAAAAAAAAAAAAAAAA